AUGUCUUCAUCACAGCCUGGCUCGCGGCGCAUCAGCUCCGUCAGUAACUCCAAUACCGAGCCUUUCCCUUCGAUACCCGAAUCGCCGGCCGGACCAAGUUCUACCAACAACACCACGACGACCAGCACCACGACUACGACGACCACCGUACACAUUCCCCAUCGCGGGAGACCCUAUACCAUAACCUCCACCCAACCUUCGCACCAAACCCCUACCGUCGUUGCGUCCUCGCCCGACAAUACUGUUAUAACUAAUGCCACCAUCACAAACCCGACCGUGACGAGAACCAUCUAUACCCCUCCUCAGAUCAAUCGAUUGCGGCCAGUCGGGAUUAGGAGACUGCCCUCUUCGAACCUGCGACAGGCAGCACAAGAUGGGGAUUCAGCAUCAAGUCGACCUCCCAGCCGCUCCGAGUCUGGCAGAAGACGUAGCAAUUCUGCACCACAACGUACGAACUUGGGUGUUUCGGGCUCAGGCACAUUAACGAGGCAAAGUACGCGACAGUCACUUCUACCAACUCUUGCCGAAACCCCAUCGGCACCGGAUCAAGGAGAUGGCGCCGUGGAUCGCGACACCAUGCACGAGAACGUGACCGGCGUUCCAGGUAGGAGACGGAGCAUCGGCAAUGCUGCACGCUCCAUCAUUAGCAGAAUGAGCGAUACCUCGAGAGAGCGGCCAGGACCUGAAUACGAAAACGAAGUUGUCGACUUGCUCGAUGUGCUCGACCCCGAAGUCUCGACCCUGACUACGCUAAACAACGUCCAAAAUUCGCUGUUUGUCCCAGACUUGGGCAGAUGGAUAAACCGAAGACCGACAUACACACUGAGUCGUCGACCAACGCAGACCCGGAGACCCGACACGAUUGAAGAAAAGGCGGUGGGUGUGCCUCCAGCUGGCACCGAAGGGGCUCCUUCAGAGGAGCCCCCCGUAGCAGUCCCGGGAGAAGAGGAGUCGGUUGAGCCGACCCCCAUGGAGCGGACCUGGUCAUACCAGCGCAAACCUCAGAUGGAACGCACACACAGCAUUUCGUCUGUGGUCACGGACUCGCACUUCGCCGUGCUACCACAUGGCGUCUCUCUAGAAGGAUGGAGCGAAGAAGAUAAGGAGGCUCUCGACGAUCAUGUCAGGCACAUGCUACACUCCAAACGAUCGAAAUUUAAACAGAGAAUGGUUGCAUUUGGGAAAUAUAUUCAGAAACCACUUGGAUUUUUCGUGUUUUUAUAUGCAACUCUAAUUACCCUGUUUGGUUUGGCUUGGGUUCUUUUCUUGAUCGGUUGGAUCUAUGUCGGAGACCGACAAGAAUACACAAUCAACGUAAUCGACAACGUGCUUGUUGCUCUUUUUGCACUCGUCGGUGAUGGCAUGGCGCCAUUUCGAGCGGUCGACACAUAUCACAUGUGUUUUAUUGCUCACUAUCACCACCUGACGUGGAGGUUGCGACGAGAAAAGGGGUUACCGAAACUGCACGACCGCAACGAUCUCCCUGCUCAAUCGGAAAAGGAAGCCGACCCAGAGUCCGGGGCUCCAGAAGACCAUGAGUUUUCUGUUUUGACGCACAAGCAACAGCAAAGACUCAUACACCACCAAGCCAAAUUCUCCAAAUCGCAUUCCUUCUACAAGCCCCACGAGACAGGCACCCAUUAUGCUUUCCCGCUACGCUUGUUGGUGGCGAUCGUUGUGUUACUGGACUGUCAUUCACUCUUCCAGAUCGCGCUCGGUACCUGUACGUGGGCGAUAGAUUACCACACCCGUCCGCAAGCCCUGACUGCGACAAUUCUGACGUGCUCCAUCACCUGCAAUAUCACGGGCGGCAUCCUGAUCGCCAUUGGAGAUCGAAAGACGCGCAAGAAGGACGUGGCCUUGAAGAUGGAGAGACAGGCCUUGACCGAGACAGCCAUCAAGAAGGUGGAGAAACACAAGCGAGAGAGGCUGGAACACGAGCACGAGCCUCAGAUCCGGGAUGCCAAUUUCGAAGUUAUUGAUGAAGAGACUGCUGACCAGGUUCGGAGGAGUCAUUAG
Fonsecaea pedrosoi CBS 271.37 is the source of this 2019-nucleotide messenger RNA. RefSeq lists its product as uncharacterized. The record is from RefSeq and is a predicted model, not a curated record. The coding region runs from base 1 to 2019 and encodes 672 amino acids. The transcript has 4 exons. NCBI's taxonomy places the organism in Eukaryota, Fungi, Ascomycota, Eurotiomycetes, Chaetothyriales, Herpotrichiellaceae.